Molecule: messenger RNA, 1129 nt
Organism: Podarcis lilfordi (Lilford's wall lizard)
Lineage: Eukaryota; Metazoa; Chordata; Lepidosauria; Squamata; Lacertidae
Source: the annotation of a GenBank genome assembly
AUGUCGACCACUAACAACAUCGCCCAGGCACGGAAGCUGGUGGAGCAGCUGCGGAUCGAGGCCGGGAUCGAGAGGAUAAAGGUGCGCCAGGAAAGAGGAGGGCCACCCCCCCACAAGCACACCCCACAGGGCCCUCAAAGCUCUCCCGGGGGCAGGGGCAAAGAGCCCCCCCCCCCGCAUGUUCUCUGGCCAAUCACUCUGGCCAUGGGGGGCUGAGUGUAUCUGCCCACCCCUCUUGUCCGGGGUCUCGGGGAGCCUCUCUUGGGGUCUGGCUCCCAGAAGAGACCUUGGGACAGAAAUAAAACUGUGGCUCCCAAGCCCCAUUGCUGCACCUUCCAAGGUCUCCAAAGGAAGACGAGGAGGACAGGAAGAGGGGGGGCGGGGGGCAUGGAGGGACCCCUGCUAAGCGUGGAGCUGAAACACAGCUCCCGUCUUGUCCUUCAGUGUUUCCAUCCUUGUCUCAUGGUUCUCCUGAGAUUAGUCCAGACGCGGUUCCUGCCUUAAAUAAAUGGGGGGCAUGGGCGUGGCCAGGAUUUAUGUUCCAGGGGCACGGGACACCCCAUCCCCAUCCCCAUCCUGUGCUCCAUCUAGCAGAUUCGGAACGAAAUGUCUCAACAGCAGUUGCUUCAAAUUACUUCCUUUUUACCACAAGUGCUCAGAAAAAACUGUCAAAAUAUUUCCACAAUAUCGACUUUUAGUUAAGUAUUUUUCUUUAUUUCCUUGUCUGGGCGGGCACCUGCCCCCCCCCCCCCCAGCUAUGCCCAUGAUGGUGAGGUGCUUCGUAUUUCGGUAAUCUGAAGCAGCCUUCCCCCCCACCCCAUCGCCAGCCCCUUUCCUACUAGCCGGGGGGCAGCAACGCUUUUCCGUGGCCGGCAGGCAGGCAGUCUCUCUUGUGCUAGAGUCCCACUUGCGGACUUCCCCUGGCACAUCUGCACAGGCUGAGAGGGGGACCUGAUCCUGCUGCUGCUGCUCUCAUUCCUCUCUCUCCUUCUUCCCCACUCAGGUCUCCAAAGCCUCCUCGGAGCUCAUGAAUUACUGCGAGCAGCAGGCCAGGAACGACCCUCUGCUGGUGGGCGUCCCAGCCUCUGAGAACCCCUUCAAGGAUAAGAAGCCCUGCACCAUCCUAUAG